AUGGCCGAUGGUAGUUUUUACAAAUACAUAACCGAAUGCUAUGGUGAAUCUGUGCUCAAUAAGUUCAAAAGCUACGCCAUUGCGAAUUCUAAGCUAGCAAACAUGCAAAGCCGAAAGUCGUUCCUAAUCAACUGCAGAAGACGAGGUAUGUUUCCCCAGCACAUAGUACAGUCCCUGAAAUGCCUGCAUGAGAUGAUCGCAAAAAAUGAAACAUGCCUAGCAAAGCUAGACAGAUGUGUUAAAAAAUUCAAGAAAGCGAUACUGAAUAUUGAGAUAAAGCAAGCUUUCAACAAAAUCAAGAAGUUAAAAGGGAUAAUGGAACAAGUGGGUCCAUCACUAUCGAGCAUAACAAACGAAAACAUCAGUCGAAACUUUUUGCAAACGCAAGCUAUGUCGUUCCGAACUAAAAUGACGAAACGAACCAAAACCGCACAUAAAAAGCUGAGCGAUAUACUAGCCCGAACACUAACGGCACCAGGAGCGUUAACAACCAACGAUAAAGCGAUUUUCAACGCUACAAAGGUUCAAGUCCCAGCGCAGACUCUAACCCUGCUGAGUCUCGGUCCAAAAUUUGCAUUAACGCCGACAAAUGUCAACCAAAUUCCGAUGUUUCAUGUACUGGCCGAUAUAGAAGAAAUUAUUAGAACACACGCCGACAAACGAACUCAAGACGAGAAUCGUUGCAGAGCCAUCAACAUAAUACAAAACUAUGUCCAUGGCUUCCACUCGCAGAUCGAUACACGUGACCCUACGGUGGCCUUUUGCAAUUCUUCCAUCAGAGAGACGAAAAAUUUCCUUCGGUCACACCCAGACUUAUGCAUUCUUUCGUCGGAUAAAGGAAAACGGACGGUUAUUAUGGAAAAGAAAAUGUAUGAAGAGAAAAUGCUAGCAUUGGUGGGCGACGAAGGAACGUACGCAAAACUAACCAGGGAUCCAACGAGUGGAAUUCAAAAAACGAACAAUAACCUGGUAAACAGAUUAAAAAAUUUAAAGCUGAUCGACUACACAACUGCCAAACACCUCACUGUUAAUAAUUCCGUAUGUCCACGCAUCUAUGGUCAACCAAAAGCUCAUAAAGAAAAUCUCCCCCUACGCCCAGUAAUCCCCAACAUAACCGCCCCCACUUACAGACUGUCAAAAUUCUUUGCGAACAUUUUAGCAGGCUCGAUCAAAAGCACGUACAGCACCCACAGCUCGUUUGAAUUCUGUGACGAGAUAAACAAGGUGAUCUUGCCAGAGGACCAUAUUAUACUUUCUCUGGAUGUGGUAUCACUGUUUACGAAUGUUCCGAGGGAAUUGGUCACCAGGAUGAUAAUUGAGCGGUGGAGAGAAGUUGACACAAAAAUCAACCUAGAUUUGUUUCUGGAGGCUAUUAGUUUCUGUAUGGAAUCCAGUUACUUCCAGUACAAAAAUCAACAGUUCAAACAGAUUUACGGUACCACAAUGGGAAGCCCUCUUUCACCAAUAUUGGCGGACAUAGCGCUAGAUUCGGUUAUAGACAGGGCACUAACUGAACUGCCAUUCACCGUCCCCAUAAUCCGUAAAUAUGUGGACGAUCUUUUCCUGGCGGUGCCAAAAGACAUGGUACCUAAGGUGUUGGAUGUGUUUAACAGACAGGAACCGAGGUUACAGUUCACGGUUGAGGUGGAAAAAGAAGGAAAGCUACCCUUUUUAGACAUGAUCGUGAUUAGACAAGAAAAUCAGCACCUUACGACGGAAUGGUAUACCAAACCAAUCGCGUCAGGAAGAAUGCUAAACUACCAUUCAUGCCACAAAAUGCAGCAAAAAGUUAACGUUGCGGCGAACUUCAUUUACCGGGUCAUGGCGCUCUCACGGCAUAGCAGCAUACAACAUCAAACAAAAACGAUACAUCAGCACUUACAUAACAACAACUACCCGAAAACAUUAAUAAACAGACUUAUCCAGAAACAAAUUUCGAAGACGAAUAGCAGAUGGGGAUCCAAUGUCAACUACACGCCAGCACACAUUUCACCUUCGCCACCACCACUUAUAGUACCAUCACCACCUCCGGUGCAGCAGAAUCCACAAACCAACAGCCAACAUGAAACACCAACAUCGCAGCCAGCCAAAAACGGAAUCCCGCAAUCCAGUCCAAGGCAAGAACAAACCAGCGAGAACAUCAUGCAGCCAUCAGCAACCAAACAGCAUAUCCAGCAACAGCCUCAAGAUCAUUCCAGUUGCACACAACAGGUAAAGCUGUACCGUUCGGUCCCGUACGUCCCAUUGCUAACAGAACGACUGGCUAAAAUGCUCAAACAUGACUAUCCACAAUACCACAUAGCAUGCAGACAAACACACACAGUCAACCAAUUUCUCUCGAAACUCAAAGAUCCACUCAGAAAAACAGACAACCAUAGUGUAGUUUACAAAAUACCCUGUAGUGACUGUAGCAGUUGCUACAUUGGCAUGACGAACAACAAACUGAACACAAGGCUAUUGAGUCACAAAUCUAAUAUCAAACGCAUAGACGAGAUUAUCGCUGGUACCCACACAACAACAACAAUAGACGAGAUGAGAGAGAAAACAGCUCUCAUACAGCACUGUGUUGAUUUCGGACACAGAUUCAACCUAGACAACACUACCAUCCUUGACCGUAGUAGAACCCCCAACACACUUCCAUUCCUUGAGAUGUGCCAUAUAUACACCACACAACAAGCCGUCAAUAAGAGAACAGACAUUGCCGGACUAAAUACAGCCUAUGCCUCUCUUUUGACUGGUAUAACAAACAAUAGCCCAUCUCCCUCUAAAAUUAGCUCGAAUAGCAAUAGCCAAACUUUCAAUAACCAAGAUACCAUUCCAUAG
Messenger RNA from Wyeomyia smithii (pitcher-plant mosquito), 2823 nucleotides. RefSeq lists its product as uncharacterized. The transcript has a single exon. The record is from RefSeq and is a predicted model, not a curated record. NCBI's taxonomy places the organism in Eukaryota, Metazoa, Arthropoda, Insecta, Diptera, Culicidae. The coding region runs from base 1 to 2823 and encodes 940 amino acids.